Molecule: messenger RNA, 1740 nt
Organism: Stegostoma tigrinum
Lineage: Eukaryota; Metazoa; Chordata; Chondrichthyes; Orectolobiformes; Stegostomatidae
Gene: pex16
Product: peroxisomal biogenesis factor 16
Exons: 11
Coding region: 27-1058 (343 amino acids)
Biological process (GO): peroxisome organization
Cellular component (GO): peroxisomal membrane
Source: RefSeq, a predicted model, not a curated record
GCGCGCGAUCGGGGGAUAGUGCUGUCAUGGUGGAUGUGUUGAGGCGUUUGUUGUUCCGGUACCGGGAGUACGUUAUUAGGAAUCCGGGGGCAGCCGCUCAGCUGGAGGGCUCGGUGCGGAGCGUGUCCUACAUCAUUGCCGGGCGGUUUGCAGAUUCCCACGAAUUCUCUGAGCUUGUGUACUCUGCUUCCAACUUGUUGGUGCUGGUGAAUGAUGGAAUCCUCAGGAAAGGCAUUGCUCCAACACUGCUGGUGUCUGACACUCAACGGCGGUUGAUGACGUGGUUGACAGUUUUGGAACAUUUGGAAGUUUUCACUGAGAUGUGCUCGGCCAAGUUUUGGGGUGAAAAGUGUCGAUGGCUGGUGAUUAUCCUCAUCCAGUUAGCUAAAGCAACCCUAAGGAUCCUGCUGCUGCACUGGUAUAAGGCUGGAAUCCAGACUUCUCCCCCCAUUACGCCACUGGAUAGAGAGAGACAUCUACACAGGGGCAGCUGUGAAGACAACGUGACAGAGGCCGAGGUAUCCUUACAGUUUACUUCUACUAUCUUCAUCGGACAGCGUUCGAAGAGAGUAGUAAGGACACUCAAUAGUACUCCAGCUUUGCAGCUACGUCGCUGGGGCAGUCCUCAAGAGGAACAGAGACAAUGGAGUUCACAGGCAGGAAUUCAGCACCCUCCAACCAUCCUCACCCAGCAGGAAAUUCUGGCCGAGUCACUGUACAUCACCCGCCCACUGGUGCACUUGCUGGCAUUAGGAAUGUGGGGACAGAAAUCCUGGAAGCCAUGGCUCCUUUCUGGCAUUGUGGAUAUUGCAAGCUUGAGUUUAAUGCGGGACCCGAAGGAGAUGAGACAGAGUGAACGUGCUGAAUUGCGUCGAAGGACCUUCCUCUUACUAUACUACUUACUGCGAUCCCCAUUCUACGACUGUUACUCAGAGACUAAGAUCCUCUUCCUGCUCCGGAUACUCACUGACUAUGUUCCUGGAGUCAGUCUGCUGGCUCGUCCAUUGAUGGAUUAUUUACCAGUUUGGCAGAAGAUAUAUUUUUACAAUUGGGGUUAACUGGAUCCUUCUGCCAAAAUGUACAAAAGUAAAUUGUGCUGUUCACAAACACCUGCUUAUCCAGCAUUAUGCACAGCUCGGACCAUCCACAGAUCCUGUUUGGAAUGCCUCUUUGUUAAAAUUGGAGACAGAGACCAGCUCUCGGUAUCUCAGUCUGUGUCAGGGACCAGGUCUCGGUCUGUCGGACCGCGUCGGGCACCAGUCUCGGUCUGUCGAACCGCGUCGGAGACCAGCACUCGGUCUGUCGGACCGCGUAGGAGACCAGGUCUCGGUCUGUCGAACCGCGUCGGGGAUCAGCACUCGGUCUGUCGGACCGCGUAGGAGACCAGCUCUCGGUCUGUCGGACCGUGUCGGGGACCAGGUGUCGGUCUGUCGAACCGCGUAGAAGACCAGCUCUCGGUCUGUCGGACCGUGUCAGGGACCAGCUCUCGGACCGCGCCGGGGACCAGGUCUCGGUCCGUCGGACCGCGCCGGGGACCAGGUCUCGGUCCGUCGGACCGCGCCGGGGACCAGGUCUCGGUCCGUCGGACCGCGCCGGGGACCAGGUCUCGGUCCGUCGGACCGCGCCGGGGACCAGGUCUCGGUCCGUCGGACCGCGCCGGGGACCAGGUCUCGUUCAGACUGUAUAACAUGCUGGCAGUGAUAAUUCCUGAUUUUGUGGUUAAACUGUUUCUUACUGUCA